Messenger RNA from Dunckerocampus dactyliophorus (ringed pipefish), 1794 nucleotides. It is a transcript of the gene ccdc24, whose product is annotated as coiled-coil domain containing 24. NCBI's taxonomy places the organism in Eukaryota, Metazoa, Chordata, Actinopteri, Syngnathiformes, Syngnathidae. The record is from RefSeq and is a predicted model, not a curated record. Bases 515 to 1786 code for a protein of 423 amino acids. The transcript has 10 exons.
CCGCUAAGAAGAGGAGCAACAUCGCCAUGGUGCUGGUGGUUUUGAACUUCAGUGAACAGAAACUAGUGCAGAAAGUUGGCAGGAAUAUUUGUCACAUUGUAGCUAAAAACGUCUUGACUUUUCUCCAAGAUCUUGUAACUGGGACUUCAGCGAACAAACGCAAUGAAGGGGUGGAGGCACUGGUGCAUAAAUAUAUGUACAACUGUGUCCCUCCCCCACAUUUACCAUUUCUAAAGUAGCCCAUUACUGAGUUGCAUACUUGAACAAAUACGUUUGUGCAGCCUCGUCUGUCACACUCUCAUCCACAUAUUUGUACUUAUUUUAUUACGACAUAUUAAAGUGACGCGAGAAGGUGACGUGAAACAAAACUAGUCAAAAGUCCAAAAAUAUUCAAGUUAAAUGAUCUGAAUUGUAAGCCACGCGAAGUCUCGCGAUAGUUCCCCUCCUUAGCAACUGAGAUGUUAGCCGUGGAUACCAGAGUCGUGCUAAGUGAAGACUGAAGACUGCCACCCAUAUGCAGUCUACCUGCGGGAACCCGAUUGGUUGUCCGGGUCUGUCUCUGUGGAGCCUGAUUGUUGAGCAUGUUCCACGCUCUGAGAUGCCAAAGAUUCACACCAUCCUGGGCCGCUCGCUGGUCGACACGUACACGGAGCUACACGCUGAGGCAGUCAUGUGGCACAAGAUAUGGCAGGACAGCAAGCAGGGCGGACCACUUGGCUACAAAGAAGGGGGCCCUCUCGCCCGUCCGAGGGGCCCCCUGGCCGACCCGCCAGUGAUCAAGGAGCUGGUGAGGGCCGAGGUCAAGAUGUUGCUGGAGAAUCUCCAAGAGAAAUUCCUCAGAGAGGGAAGCUGGGAUGUCAUCCUUUGCACACUUUUUUCCACUGACAAAGACAUCCAUAAACCCUUAUAUUGGGCUCUCUUCUCACUUACAAAUGAGAUGGAAAGUGUCGAAACAAAGGAAAUGGGAGUAGGGAUGUUACAAUGUGCUCUGAGAAGGAACAAUAAGACACUUAAAUGGCACGACGAGGAGUUUUUAAGUCGUUAUAAUGCAAAGACUGUGAACUUUGCACUGGGUCGCCUUGACAUCAGCUCCAAUCCCAAAGAUGAAAUCAGACUGAGCUCUCGCUGUUCCAUCCAGUCCCAUGUGGAAGAGGAGAUAGAAGCUGUGAAGGACAAGCUGAAUAUCAUUGACAUCAACAAAGUGGUGGAGCAUAUCAAGUGUAUCCUGAUCGAAGAAUGUGCAGCAUUAAAAUCACACGUAGAGCAUAUACAGGAAAUGAUCAAAAAGCAAUGUAGGAGACAUGGUGAGGAUAAGGAACCAGAACCAACCCUUGCAGACUUGAAAGAGCUUCGAGGUGCUAUUCAAAAAGACUUUGAGCUCUAUCCAUCACCUCCCUCCAAUGUCCCAGAUAAAGCACUGAGAAAGACAUUCAGAUUUCCAUCAGAACAAAAGAGCGCUGAUAAGACCUCACAAGCUUUAACUGCUACCUCCAUCCGAAGACCACAUCCUCCCUCCGCUCCACCUAGACUUACUCACUUGAACUAUUGCGGCUCCCUCAAGCCAAUAAAUACUUUGGACGCUAUCUCGAGGACUUCUCGGCAGCACAAAAGUCAAGCUGAUGUCUGUACCAGGACGUCUCGACACAGGAAAGUUUGCCUUAAAACUCCAGCAGGGGAUCAGGUGGCGGGGGAGCCUGAGGAAGACGAGUCUGAUCUCCACUGGCGGUUUCUCACCUGCUCGGGUAGCUCGCCCUUCAUUCCCUCACAAUAUCUCCAGCCUGGGUAGGGAGGCUG